AUGUCUGAUAACUCUUAUAAUCGUGCUGUAGAUUCGGAUCCACAGCCACGAAUAUUCUCCAGAAAACCUACUGGUAGCCAAACAAAUCACCCUUCUCCAAGUACUAGUGCACAUGAAGUUGACAAAAGAUCAAGAGUGAAUAGAGGACACAAACGUAAAUUAAAAGGAGAUACUGGAACUACUAGAACCGAAAGGAAAAUUAAACGAAAUAUAGGAAAGUCUUAUAUUACCUUGAAAGGAAAAAGUGUACAGAAAAAGAAGGUAUCCUAUAUUGCCAGCUUAAUCGAAAUUAAGGACAAGAAGACUACGAGAAAGCGAUAUAAUGAUUCUGAUAAACAACACACUAGGGAUAUUACUAUUUACUUUCAUCUCCAGGAACCUAUGCUCUUGCGAAGAGAAAAACUGACGAUGAAAUUGACUCAUAUACUGUCUAUACAUAUUUAUGUAUCUCGUAAAAUAUUCGAUAAAGAGUUUUACAAUAUAGACAUAAAGAUUAAACAGCCUAACAAAGAUACUUGUCAAACAUGCGAUAAGCUUGCUAGAGAAAUUGACUUGGAGGUGGACAAAACAACACUGAAAGAACACCUAGACUUACAUCAUAUUAAAGGAGAUUACGCAUAUAAAUCUAAAGUCAAUGACAAAGAUUUAUCAAAUAAUGAUCCAAGUCGACAAACUAUCACGUUUGAUAUGCAACAGUGCCUUCCAACACCAAUUGUACAAAGUUCUCUGUCCAUUAACUUUCCCAAAGAUGUGAUGAAGAAAUUGAUGGAUGCAACGCAAAAAUGCAUAAAACAAUCCAAAGUGGAUGUUACGGAUGUAAUGAAUAUGAAUAAGGGAAAAUUUGAUAAUGAUCCUAAAAUAAAAACUCAUUUACUAUGUGUUAAUAAAGUAAUUGGUACACAAAAUGAUAAAGGCGAAUUCCAAAUAGAUUUAUUGAGACCAACAUUUCAAAAAAUGAUUAAAGAUGAUAAAAAGACUGAAGUUAUGUUAAAAAAAUGUUUCAAGCAAUUGAGUACACCUGAAGAGAGUGCUUUCGAAAGUGCUAAAUGUGUAAAUGAUUUCUUACCUUCUCAACAUAAAUAAUGAUUUCAUGAAAAUAGGAUUUAAAAAACGGCUUCAGUUUUAUUAUGAAUAUUUGUUUAAUUCAUAUCUAGACUGUAUUAUGAAAUAUAUAAAUAAAUAUGAAUAUAUUUAUUUACUUUCUCUUAAAGUUAUAGGAAUUGGUAUUGUUUGUUAUAUUGUCGGUCCAUUGUUUUUAAAAGUCUUCUAAGAACCCAACGGUUCCAAUCCAUAAUGUUAAGACAAGGACUCAUGUCUUUGGAAGCCAGAGCCUCUCUGUGGAUCAUGCGAUGGGUCCAAACACAUUUCGGAGAUUUUUGUUUCACAAGUAUCUAUACACUUUGGAAUCUUCCAGACAUUGUAUGAGUACCAUCGGUGCAUAUUCUAACGCAAUUCUUCCACUCUAUGUUUGUCUCAUUAAUAAAAUA
Psylliodes chrysocephalus is the source of this 1487-nucleotide messenger RNA. Lineage: Eukaryota; Metazoa; Arthropoda; Insecta; Coleoptera; Chrysomelidae. The record is from the annotation of a GenBank genome assembly.